Messenger RNA from Coffea eugenioides, 1287 nucleotides. RefSeq names its product short-chain dehydrogenase TIC 32, chloroplastic-like. Bases 215 to 1159 code for a protein of 314 amino acids. NCBI's taxonomy places the organism in Eukaryota, Viridiplantae, Streptophyta, Magnoliopsida, Gentianales, Rubiaceae. The record is from RefSeq and is a predicted model, not a curated record. The transcript has 8 exons.
GAUAUACUGACCACAAUAAUCUGCACCUGAAAGUAAUAAAGAAACGGGCGGUUGCUAACAAAGUUCAAAACGUUAAGAGUUUGGAAAGCCUUGUCAACCGCUGGCUAUAAUUGUAUGAAGUUAACAGUAUCCAUUGCAUGAGCAAUUCGUUAUAAUCUUAACGAGGGGAACGAAGAUACAUUCAUUGGCUGUGGAAUCCUUUACUCAGGGCAAAAUGUGGAUCUUUGAAAGAGAAGGCCCUUCUGGAUUCUCAGCUAGUACCACGGCCGAAGAAGUUGCUCAAGGGAUUGAUGGAACAGGCCUGACUGCCAUUGUUACAGGGGCGUCAAGUGGCAUUGGCAAGGAGGCAACAAGGGUGCUUGCCUUACGUGGGGUUCGCGUGAUCAUGGCUGUGAGAAAUACAAAAGCUGGCUCAGCAGUUAAAGAUGCAAUUGUUAAAGAGAUCCCUGCUGCUAUAGUUGAGGUCAUGGAGUUAGAUCUCAGCUCAAUGGCAUCAGUCAGGAAAUUUGCUGCACAAUACAAUGCUACGGGUCUUCCACUGAACAUUCUCAUCAAUAAUGCAGGAGUUAUGGUUUCUAAAUUUAAUCUUUCUAAGGAUGACAUUGAACUCCAUUUUGCAACUAAUUAUUUGGGCCAUUUUCUCUUAACAAACUUGUUGCUAGAUGUAAUGAAAAGUACAGCAGCAGAGAGCAAUGUAGAAGGAAGGAUUGUGGUUGUUUCGUCAUUAGGUCAUCGGUUCGUGUACAAAGAAGGGAUACAAUUUGAUAAAAUCAACGUUGAUACCCGGUACAAAUAUGGGCAAUCAAAGCUUGCCAAUAUACUGCAUGCUGUUGAGCUCUCAAGACGCUUGAAGGAAGAAGGGAUUCCAGUAAUUGUUAAUUCAGUUCAUCCAGGAUCCGUUGUUACUGAUCUUCUGCGCAAUAGCAGCAUUCUCUCUGGUAUUGUUAACCUGAUUGGCAAAUAUUUCUUUAAAAAUGUUCAACAGGGAGCUGCAACUACUUGCUACGCUGCAUUGCAUCCACAAGUCAAGGGAGUCAGCGGAGAGUAUUUUGCAGAUUGUAACUUGUCCCAAGCCAGCCCUUUAGCUAAUGAUGCGGAAUUGGCCAAAAAGCUGUGGGAUUUCAGCUUGAGCUUGAUAGCCCCCCCCCAAGUAAUAUAAUAUCAUGACUUCUAAGGGAGUUUUUUUAGUCAACAAUGGUAUUUUGGGGCUCAUCGUUUCUAUAUCUUACUGUAAUAACGGGCCGCAGCUGUACAAUGUGGGAUCCCGAGCCUCUCCAGUCGAAUGUU